Messenger RNA from Tachyglossus aculeatus (Australian echidna), 1232 nucleotides. RefSeq lists its product as uncharacterized. Lineage: Eukaryota; Metazoa; Chordata; Mammalia; Monotremata; Tachyglossidae. The transcript has a single exon. The coding region runs from base 303 to 1001 and encodes 232 amino acids. The record is from RefSeq and is a predicted model, not a curated record.
UCACCUCUGACUUCUCCUCCUCCUCCUCUUCCUCCUCUUUGUCCUCCUCCCCAUCGUCCUUGUCCUCUUCCCAAACCUCAGACAGUUGUACAGGCACCCUGCUUCCCUCUGGGGAGUCUCCUGAAGAUGGAGGGACUGAACACCAGCUUCUGAGGGGAAAGAUCCAACUUGAUGUCAUCAAGCAGCAACUGGAGCUUCACCUCCAGAACAGGAUCAACCGCCAACAAAAUGUUCCUCCAAAGAGAGUCCAGGAGUCACUUAGCCUGCAGCUGCCCCCAUGUGGAGACUGGGAGAAGGGAGGAAUGACCCUGUCCCAGAGUCCCAGCCAGAUGGAGAAAAGUCGUGAGCUGCAACUACUCUCAGACAGCCCUAAUUAUUCCUCCCAUAGCACCCAGGACCUGAAAAUCAAACUCCAUUACUCUGAGGAAAGCUUCCCUAGCUGCUCGCCUACUUCAGUCUCUUCUGGUCAGAAAGAGGAGACCACAUCCAAAGCUUAUUCAGAGCAUGCCCAAGAUCCAGAUACUGACCCUCCUAGAGAACCUGUCCCAGGGCUCGGCAUCAUUUCUUACUCCAUUUCUCCAUCCUUCUCUCCACCUUUCUCAGCCUACUUGGCCUCCUCUUCCUGUGGAUGCUCCUGCAGUGUGACAGACAUCCUGGCUCCUUCUGAUAUCUCCCCUGAUGAGGAAAGGACAAAACAACUGAAGAUGAGGACCAGGAUCCGUCAGGAUGAUUUUAAACAGCCACCUGAGUUUCAGAUGCAGAAAAGGCCCAUGGAGAAGCACAGGGAUAUUCCCCAGAUAAUACAGAAACCUCAGAUUCUGUUCUUGCCCGAAGUUGGGGACCGAGAGAGGGGAGGGAUGGCCUGGUCCCUGAAGCCCAGUCAGAUAUGUGGGAGUCGUGGAUGGCCAGAGGCCAGUCUGUAUGACCCGAUCACCCUCCUGGAGACCAACAUCAGGCAGAAAUACCUGGCGUUCCUUCUGGGCCUGCACGACCCCAUAUAGACCCAUCUGUGUUUGUGAUAGGGGAAGGAAGAACCAACUUGGCCUCAUCCCCAAUCCCGACUUAGAAGCCUGUCACAGAGGGCACAUUCAAUAUGGAGUGAGCUCUGUCCCUCUGGUGGCUCCCCACGUACUGAUUCCUGAGCCCAAAAUUGCUAUCUGCCAUGGUGGCAGCAGCUGGAAACUGGUGUCUGUAAGGCCCUUGACAUCCCUCAAUGAAUAUCUAAAAUAAAG